AUGCACUUCCCUCUUCCGGCAAAUACAUUUCCAUCGUUAAUUGUAUCAGAGGAAGACCGACUUGAGCUUCAAAAUUUAUCGGACACUUUUGUAUAUAGCGCAAUCAAGGAAUACACGGAUUUUUAUGAUGCAAAGCAUAGUGUGUUGGACAAAAAGCGUUGGCAAUUGAUCAAGACUCGAGAAAAUAUGACGGCGUAUCGAGCUAUGCGUUUGACUAAGACGAAAAGAGAUCACUUUGCUUCGAAAGAACGAGUCGAUUCCGGUAUUAUAACUGCAUCGACUAAGCUUCAAAGGGUAUUAGCAGUCGGUACAGUCGAAGGAGAGUUUAAUGAUAUGGCCUUUGGACUUAUUACUGGAAGUGCAGAGAUGAUGAUGAUUAAGUCGUCCUACACAAACGAUAUGGUUGUUGAUGAAAAAGUGCUUGCUACCGUUGUGGAACCAACUCCAAUAGAACCAGUUCGUGGGACGUUUCUUAAAUGGAGUGUUUCAUGUGGUGUUCCUGUCUUUCUACGAAAGCUGAUUCGACCACGAGAUUUUGUCUAUCUGGAAUCCACUGGCAUUCUUAAGGUCAAAUCUGAACGGAUUGGCUAUUGCUUAGUGCAUUCGCUUCAAAUACCAACAAUUGGUGAGCUGACCAAAUACCAAAUUGUGCGAGGGAAUAUUUCUGUUUGUGUGCUGUUUCGUCAGAAAUCAUUUGGCAAGAUUGAACUUUACGUCAAAGGGUUCGUAGAUCCAAUGGGUAGCGUCCAGCCAUGCAUUGCCGUCUCUCACACAGCAGACGCUCUGUUAUCAUUUUGUAAAAUCGUCCAUUGUGGACAAAUGAAAAAGCUUUACUGGCUUUGGACAGCCAGGAAGACAGUUGUACUUGACCAUGACAAUAGCGACUGCGUCGUUUGUACCAAUUAUCCUUGUCGUCCAAAGAUAUGCGAAGUGUGCAUGCACACCAUUUGUACUCGUUGCAGUGUCACUAAAAAGCUCAGCUUUUUAUCGUCAACAACCGGUCAAGUCUUUCCACGCAACGUCAUCUUUUGCGUUCGAUGUUUAUUAGCUGCCAUGAAAGCCGAUGCUCUUCAAGUUGCAGCAGAGCAAAUUAGGUGUCAAGUUCCAACCAUUGACUUGUACGAUGUGUCUACGCGCCCGACUUCAUCAUCAAAGAUGGUCUCUCCCUCGAGUGCAAACAUUCCAGAUGCAACUCGUGAAUUUUUUGGUUAG
Plasmopara halstedii is the source of this 1212-nucleotide messenger RNA. RefSeq names its product START-like domain. The coding region runs from base 1 to 1212 and encodes 403 amino acids. NCBI's taxonomy places the organism in Eukaryota, Oomycota, Peronosporomycetes, Peronosporales, Peronosporaceae. The record is from RefSeq and is a predicted model, not a curated record. The transcript has a single exon.